GCCAAGCCUUCAGUCUCGCGGGGCUUGGAUCAGUUUGGAAAGGAAACGUUUGGCAAUGGAAAUGUGGCUAGUGCUACUUGCUGUUCUUGCGGGAUCACUCCUCAUCAUUUGGUUCCAAUGCUGUAGUUUCCUCGUGUACCACUUGUGGAGGCCCAAGGUUCUGGAGAAGGUCAUGUCCGCCCAGGGGGUCACCGGGCCUCCCCAGAAGAAUCUCCUCACGCAAAUCUGGGAGCUCCCGGAUAUGGAGCAAGUAAGUCACGACAUUGUUCCACACGCGAUUCCACUCCACCAUGCAUGCUUGCAAAAAUACGGACCGCUACACAUGAAUUGGUGGCGCGUGGAGCCUCGGGUGGAACUUGCGGAUAUCGAUCUCAUGCGCAAGGCACUCCUCAAAGGUCCGGAGUUUUUCGGGAAAUCGCCUGUUCUCGGGAUGAUGGCCGACGACAUUUUCGGUGGUGGUGUCUUUGACGCCAGCGGACGAGACUGGGUGGAGCAAAGGCGCGUUGUGGUGCCUGUGUUUCACGCUGACAAGAUCAAGGGAAUGGUGAGAACCAUGUACGAGAACACACAAAACUUCCUGGAGAACUGGGAGACGCUGGUUCGAAAUGGCGGAACUGGAGAGAAAGCUCUCGACGUUUUCCCCGAGUUUGUGGAGCUCACAGCGCUCAUCAUUGGGCAAGCCGCGUUUGGGACCAGUUCCAGCACCUCCAUAGCCAUUGUCAAGCUCCUGCGUCUCUUGUUUGCUUUGCAAUCGCAGCAAGUCAGAUAUGUGUGGAUGUUUCCAUUCAUCAGGAGUCUACCAUUCCUUCCCAUGAAUCGCGAGAGAUGGAGAAUCAAGAGAGAAAUCCAUCGUUUGCUCCAUGUGGAGAUUGAUUCGCGACGGGCUUUCACGCGGGAGAACUGUGCUGCCUCUCACGGGAGUGACUUGCUCGGUACGAUGCUCGACAGCAACUGGGACGACGAGCUUAUCAUCACCGAGAGCAAGACCUUCUACACAACCGGGCACAUGUCCCUCACUUCGUUAUACUCGUGGGUGAUGCUGCUGCUGGCCGUGAAUCCAGAAUGGCAGGAGAAAGCCCGAGUGGAAGUUUUGGAACUUGUCGCGAGAGAGGGGCCCCUGGACAACGCAAAAGCGCUAGACAAGCUCAAGCUGGUUGAGAUGACAAUCAUGGAAACGCUGCGACUCUAUCCUGCGUUCCUAAUCAUUCCUCGAGUAGCGCUCAGAGAUUGCUACGUCGACCACAUCUUCAUACCAAAAGGGCUGGCAGUAUCCGUGCACAAUACCGUGAUACAACACAGUGCCGAGAUGUGGGGAGAGGACGCAAACGAGUUUAAUCCCGGUCGCUUUGCAAAUGGAAGCCUGGCAGCGAGCAAGCAUCCCAUGGCUUUCAUGCCAUUCUCGUUUGGACCGCGGGCUUGCGUUGGUCGGGCGUAUUCUCAGGUCCAGGCCAAGGUCGUUGUGGCCUCCCUGUUGCAGCGAUUCAGGUGGAGCUUGUCACCUGAUUAUCGUCACAACCCCAUGGCUGCUGGGACUUUGCUCCCCAAGAACGGAGUUCCCAUUGUCCUGAAGCUGCUGGAUUCCAAAACCAUCGUUUCAAAUGAAGGCAACCGGAGAGAGAUCCUAACCUGAAUUGAUGAUCAACUCGUUUUUACUGUUUUCAUUCAAGAAGAAGAUGUCCUCGCGGGCCUCCGUCAAAUACCCGACUGCUUUAAUCCUCAGGUUCCGAAUCCUCCGUAUUUCUAGAAAUUCUAGCUGCUCCUCCUUGUGCCCCGCCGCCUCCUCCAUCCUGAGAGCGCCUCCACCAGCGGGCCUGACCCCUGGAUUGUAAUGAACGUUGUCCCCUGUCC
Messenger RNA from Selaginella moellendorffii, 1848 nucleotides. RefSeq names its product cytokinin hydroxylase. The record is from RefSeq and is a predicted model, not a curated record. The transcript is spliced from 5 exons. The coding region runs from base 56 to 1630 and encodes 524 amino acids. NCBI's taxonomy places the organism in Eukaryota, Viridiplantae, Streptophyta, Lycopodiopsida, Selaginellales, Selaginellaceae. Gene Ontology annotation, molecular function: oxidoreductase activity, acting on paired donors, with incorporation or reduction of molecular oxygen; iron ion binding; monooxygenase activity.